Salmo salar (Atlantic salmon) is the source of this 2244-nucleotide messenger RNA. RefSeq names its product NEDD8-conjugating enzyme Ubc12 (gene ubc12). The record is from RefSeq and is marked provisional. Lineage: Eukaryota; Metazoa; Chordata; Actinopteri; Salmoniformes; Salmonidae.
CCGAUAUUGUAGCUGAGACGCACCGGCUCCAACAAUAUUACGGUGCUGUACUGAGUCAUAACUCUCACCAUAAAUUUAAGACAAGGAGCUGUUUCUAAUUGAAGGACCUGAAAUAUAGAUCUUCAAUAAACUAAUUGAAGAUGAUUAAGCUCUUUUCUCUGAAGCAGCAGAAGAAAGACGAGGAAUCUGCUGGAGGAAACAGAACAGGAGCCGGGGGUAAAAAAGCAAGCGCGGCCCAGCUUCGAAUACAGAAAGACAUCAAUGAGCUGAACCUCCCAAAGACGUGCGAGAUCGUCUUCCCCGACCAAGAUGAUCUGCUCAACUUCAAACUCAUCAUCUCACCAGACGAGGGCUUUUACAAAGGGGGAAAGUUUGUCUUCAGCUUUAAGGUAGGACAGGGCUACCCUCAUGACCCCCCGAAGGUCAAGUGUGAGACAAUGGUGUACCACCCAAACAUUGACCUGGAGGGCAAUGUCUGCCUAAAUAUCUUGAGAGAGGACUGGAAGCCUGUGUUGACCGUAAACUCCAUCAUAUAUGGACUACAGUAUCUAUUUCUAGAGCCAAAUCCAGAGGACCCCUUGAACAAAGAGGCGGCGGAGGUCCUGCAGACGAACCGACGGCUCUUUGAGCAGAAUGUCCAGCGGUCGCUGCGGGGGGGCUAUGUUGGCGCCACGUAUUUUGAGCGUUGUCUCAAAUAGCUCCUUGCCCGUGUCGCUUUUCUUCCCCCCCCCAAGACGCAUUACCGUUUACACACGCUGAGACACUGACUGAUACACAAACUUGAGCGGUCGGGGAGGGAGGGGGUCGAUGGAGCCGGAAGGGGAAAGUAUUGGGGGGUGGGGUUCACUCGGGGGAAGGGAGGGGGUCCGAAGGUAAAGAUGACAGGUUUGGAUGGUCAGUGAAUGUCGCUCAGAGAAUCGGUAUAUUGCCACUACGCUGAUGCCCACAGUUGUUAUUUUGCGGAGAUAGACAUGCCAACUGAUCCUCCCACUCGCGGACAAGGACAAAAACACACAACCGAGAUACGCACUUAGACACCUCCCUUUUACUAAAGGAUCGCGUUGUAUGUUUUGAACACUAUGCGAGACCUCUCGAUUACGAGAGCUCUGAACCUGACGGAUCGCACCCAUGCUUGGUGGCGAAACUUAUCAUAUAUAUAUAUAUAUAUAUAUAUAUAUAUAUAUAUAUAUAUAUAUAUAUAUACACACACACACGCCUCAACAACAUGCCUACUGACACGCAAGGCAUAUGCUAUCACAUGCGCACACGUGUUUCAGACAGGUACCCAUACCAACCCAGAUGCAUAAUACAGGCCAUAGACACACUGGCAGAGGACUGACGCAGACAUAGAUUGACAGGAUCAGUAAUGCAGGCAGGGCUGUUGUGGGAUUGGGAGAUCUUUUUAGUUUUGUUAUGGUUUUCUGGGUGGGGUGGGCGUUAGAUUUCAUUGGGAGGGGGGGUGGAGGCUUACAAUGUUACAAUUCUAUUGUGUAUAUUGAAAUCCCAGCUGUUCACAAUGACUGCAAUAUGAAUUAUGUUAAAUAAAAUAUGAACUUGAAUGAUAAUUAUUGUAACAUCUAUACAAACUACAACUUAUGUCAAUGGGGCUUUAUUGAAUUUAAGGUUUAUUUUAUAACCGAACUCUACCCUGAGUUAUACAGCCAAUGUAAUAUUUAAUUGUACUUUAUGAAUUCAUCAAGAUGCAUUCAGUUUGGCUGUGUUCAGAAAUGUUGAGGCCAUAAUGGGUUAUUCCCAUAAAACAGUGAUACAGUUCACUCACAGGCCCAUUUAACCAGUCAAGGCUCUGUUUAUGGUUUUGUAAUUUAAUCAUCUCAGGCUGCCAGUGGUGAUUAAGCUCAUUGAAAUUAAUUAACCCUUUCAAAUGAACUAUGCGUACUCACUUUAGUUGCUAGGAUCCAACUGACAGGAUCCUUUGAAAAAUCUGAGAUCAGCUGAACAAAGAUGCAUUGUUCAUUGCCAUGGACCGAGACAAUGUAAUGCAGGUUUAUAUAACGCUUGCCAUUAUAAUUGAGCCAUGGUGAUACAGGGUGGCAGCGUAGCCUAGUGGUUAGAGCGUUGGACUAGUAACUGAAAGGUUGCAAGUUCAAAUCCCCGAGCUGACAAGAUACAAAUCUGUUGUUCUGCCCCUGAACAAGGCAGUUAACCCAUUGUUCCUAGGCUGUCAUUGAAAAUAAGAAUUUGUUCUUAACUGGCUUGCCUAGUUAAAUAAAUGUUUAAAAAAAA